Sycon ciliatum is the source of this 2061-nucleotide messenger RNA. RefSeq names its product sushi, von Willebrand factor type A, EGF and pentraxin domain-containing protein 1-like. The transcript is spliced from 9 exons. The coding region runs from base 212 to 1264 and encodes 350 amino acids. NCBI's taxonomy places the organism in Eukaryota, Metazoa, Porifera, Calcarea, Leucosolenida, Sycettidae. The record is from RefSeq and is a predicted model, not a curated record.
UCCUUUGCAGCAUUUCACUGCGAGGCGUACGCAUUAGUUCAUUGAGCUGAGGUGUUUGCGGAACGCAAUUUGAACCCGUGCUCCGCGGCAACCUGCGGUAUCCCCUCGACGGUAUCCCUCGUACUCAUGGGUUAAUGAAUGGAGCUCCGCAUUACUGGCGACCUGCGCAACGCGCGCAUUGCGAGAAUUGCGAACCCAUUCCCGAACGCAAAUGGAAUCGCGCUUCGGCCCAACCGCGACCGUCGCAACCCGCGCAACGCGCGACGCACGAGCUCGGGUAUAUAAGGGCUUCACCUGCAGUCUCCUGCUCAGUUGCUUUCUUGUAUCGCAAGAGGGAGUUUUGACUACGCUGGACUUUGAGGACUUGAGUGACAGUGGAUCUGCUAUCUUCGCGUCGCUGCAAUUCUUCUUCUCUACUGGGACUCUUGACAUCAUGUCGUCGGUGACAAUGAUAUCACUCGCUAUCGUAGCUGUUCUCUUGCCGACAUGCAUCUUGACCGACAACCUGAGAUUUGUGCCAGUUAAAUCUUACCAUAGUAAGUGCACGACGCCUGGAUGGGACUUGGAUCCUAUUGCUUCUAACUGUAAAGAUGUGAAUGAGUGUGUCAGGUAUCCGGGCAUCUGUAGUCGGAGAAAAACGAAUCAUCCCUAUCCACUGUAUUGCGUAAACACCAUACCUGGCUAUUAUUGCGGGUUGCCAAGAGCGAGCGAGGGCUUUCACUAUUCCGCAGAUGAGAUUAAAAGGGAUCCCGCUGGAGGAGUUUUCAGAUUCCAGUGCCCAGAUGGGAAGGUUCCACACUGUACCCCUGGCACUACAUGCAAUUCCAAGAGCGGAGCAGUAGUCCCGUUUGGAUGGAAUUCUGUCUCCAAACAAUAUAAAAUUUCCGUCGUGCCCACUUGCAGGUCCCCAGUUUGUCUACGGCCUACGGAUCCAGCUUAUGGGUCUUACAGCAACGGUGUAUUCUCCGAAGAAGAAUCUCUGAAUACGCUGACUUUGACAUGUAAUCAGGGAUAUGAGGUUGUCGGUAACCCCAAAGUGACUUGCUUAAAAGCUCCUAGCUCUAUUACCUCACUAGCCGGAUGCACCAAGAUAUGUACAAAACCAACUGUUCCAAACGGAACUUUUAGGAAAGGUUCAUUCACUGCCGUAAACAAUCAACUGGUGGGAACGUGUGACAAUGGCUACACACCUGUACAACAGCUUAAGGCGACUUGCGACGUUUUUGGCGGGGUGACUGUGGUGGGCAAAUGCGUGAAAGAUUAAGAUGAUAUCUGGUAGAUAUUGCAACAUACUCCGCAGGUUGUAUCUGCUGCUCGCUAUGCUUAGUGUCCGGUCUGCUUACCUCGACCAACCAACAGUAGCCAUGGUCACUGUAUAGUGAUGGGUGAUAGCAACAGAACCGUAGAAUACCACCCUAUCUCACAUGCCUAGACUACAUUUGUUAGAAGGCGUUUCUUCGUUUUCCUCGUUUUCUUUUUCUCGUUUUCGUUCACUCUUCCCUUCUCUGAUCUCAUAGCGCUGAUGAUACAUAUAUAUUAUAUGUAUCUAUUAUUGCACGAUUAAAGAGGUCAAUAUAUGAAAUAUAGAACGAGUAAAAGACCGAGGUCCCCCGAGGUCUUUUACCAGGUCUAUAUUUCAUAUAUUGACCGAUUAUGAGGGCAAUAAUAGAUUUAUCACGACAUAGCAUACCUAAAACUGUUCUUGCUUUGCUAUAGGAAGAAACUUUCUUCCUAUAGCAAAGCAAGGGGUGAAAGGGGUGAUCCGGGUACCCGUGUACCCGUUUGUUUAGCUGCUGACCCGUUAGCAAACGAGUACCUGUUAGUCGUGUACGACGGUACAGUACGGUAAUAUUAGCUGAUUUGCACAGUUGUUCAAUUUGAUGUACAGGUUGAAUGUGUUGUUGCUUGUUCGAUCCUCCUAAAUUAGACAAUUUUGACUGUUUUGCAUGUAGCGCAGUACGUGCGCAUGCUGCGCUUGUCGCGUUGUAGUGCACUUGCUGUGAAUUGCAUGACUUUGCAUGUCCUCCUCGCAGAAAAUGUAUAGUAACUGUUACUAUUGGC